Messenger RNA from Cucurbita moschata (crookneck pumpkin), 692 nucleotides. Its product is annotated as probable glutathione S-transferase. The record is from RefSeq and is a predicted model, not a curated record. Gene Ontology annotation, molecular function: glutathione transferase activity. Bases 18 to 692 code for a protein of 224 amino acids. Gene Ontology annotation, cellular component: cytoplasm. Gene Ontology annotation, biological process: glutathione metabolic process. The transcript is spliced from 2 exons. Lineage: Eukaryota; Viridiplantae; Streptophyta; Magnoliopsida; Cucurbitales; Cucurbitaceae.
AGGAUCAACAACAAACAAUGGCAGAGGUAAAGAUUAUUGGGUCUGCUGCAAGCCUCUUCUCUGUAAGGGUUGAAUGGGCCUUGAAGCUCAAAGGAAUUGAGUAUGAGUACAUACCUGAAGACGUGAGAAACAAAAGUGAGCUGCUUCUCAAGUCCAACCCUGUGCACAAAAAAAUACCUGUGCUCUUGCACCAUGGCAAAGCCAUAUCCGAGUCGCUUCUCAUCCUCGAAUACAUCGACGAGACGUGGAAGGACAACCCCCUCAUGCCUGAAGAUCCAUAUAACAGAGCCAUGGCUCGCUUCUGGGCUAAGUUUUUAGAUGAGAAGGGCCUGCUGGGUGCCUGGGAAGCAUGCCAGGCUGAAGGAGAAGAGAAGGAGAAGGCUGUGGAGGCUGCAAUACAGAAUUUGGCAUUGCUUGACAAAGAAAUCCAAGGAAAGAAAUUCUUUGGUGGAGAUGAAAUUGGUUACCUGGAUUUAGCUGCAGGGUGGAUGUGCCACUGGCUCAGUGUUCUUGAUGAAGUUGGAGAAAUGAAGGUGUUUGAUAAAGACAGGGUCCCAUCCCUUCAUGAAUGGGUUCAAGACUUCGUACACAUUCCAGUUAUCAAAGAAUCCCUUCCACCCAGAGAAGAUCUUGUCAACUACUUCAAGGGUAGUCUGAGCUACGUCCGGUCGUUAGCUGCAAAUAAGCAAUAG